AUGUUUUUGAAUGUUUCUAAACAUGUUUAUGUUUUUGAAUGUUUCUCUAAACGUUAUGAAUGUUUCUCAAAUCAAGUCCCUGAACAGUGCAAUAAUCGUAGAGAAGACGGGUGUGGAGGGUUCGGUUCAUGUCUUUAUUGCGAUGCCUGUCAAACACUCGAAACAAACAAAGAACUCAAAGCACAACUUCUACUAGAUGGAAAGCCUUUAAGUUGUGGGGAAGGAGUUAAACCUGGGAUAUAUGAAAAUAUGGAAUUGGCUUUUUGUCUUCCAAAUGCAGAUGAAAUGUUGAAAAGUCAGGGAUUGACUAAAGAAACAUUUAAGAGUUUAAUACAAUCUGAGGAUGGAGGAAACAAUGUUCAUUCACUUGGUGUUUUUGCUACAAUUUAUGUUUUUGAUAGGGAUGUAAGGAAAUUAAUGCAAACACAACAAAAAGUUGAGAAUGUUUACAGAAAGUCUAAAAAAUCGCUUUUUAAAGAUGAACCUCUCCCUCCCGACGUUUAUUGGUCACUACCUUUUAAUAGUUUAAUUAAAGAACAGAGAGCAUUUGUUGUUUGUCACAAAAUAUUUGGAAAUGUACAGAUACGUACACAACCAAUAUCUUAA
Meloidogyne enterolobii is the source of this 606-nucleotide messenger RNA. The record is from the annotation of a GenBank genome assembly. Lineage: Eukaryota; Metazoa; Nematoda; Chromadorea; Rhabditida; Meloidogynidae.